AUGCUGCUCGUUCAGAAACCUCCAACGUUCAACCUUGCACAGACCGUAUCAUAUUCCCAUAGGAGGCAUCCCUCGGCUCCACCUGCCGUCGUUGUCCAACCUACCCGAACACCCGGCCUUCUCUCCCUCUCCAAACCAUUGAGGCCGUCGCCUCAGCGUCCGUUGCCGUCCCAGCAGCGGCCUACAAAGCCAACGCCCAAAUCAAAGCCUGCACCGGUUGCCCGUGCGCCGUUGUUGAGCUCGGCUGAGAUUACGGAGAAGAAGGCGCCUGCGUCCGUUGCCUCACCUUCACCACGGGGCAGAUUACAGGCAAAGACCACGCAGAGCCCUAGAAGUGCCUCUCACUCCGGUGUUCGAGGCAAGCCCGGUCGCCAGCCCUCUCCCCCCAUCUCCCAGAAUCAAUUAUUAUCCUCGCAGGCAGAGGCAGCCGUAAUUUCUUCAUCAACAAAUCUCUUCGAUCCCUUUCUCGAUGAUUCUUCACACUCUUCUGCUCUUCAAACUCCCACUUCUUCUCCCACUCUGGCUCCUCGUCCCUCCGGAAAGCUCGCAAGAAGAAGGCAGCAGCAGCCUCAAUUCGCUACCCCUUCUCCCUCUCCUGUCUUGUCAAAGGCGAUCCCCGUCCCAAAAUCAAAACGCACCGGCCCAUCUACCCUUUCCCGCUCUGAACCUGUCCCGUCGCAUAUGCCACAACGACCCACUGUCCGUCGAUCCUCUUCAGCCUGGGAUUUCCCAAUUUGUGACGAUAUGACAGAGGUAGGCGAUUUUGACCAAGACAACACCACUCUUUCGCCACCUGUCACUCCCGUCCGCAAACAAUAUCAGGUGCCACAUACCGCUCCCAUCUCUCGUCGGUCCCCUGGAGAGUUUUCAUUCAACGGCAUCAACAACUAUCCGUCGCCUGUGUCACCCAAGCGGGGCGGUAGGAAGCAUCGUAGGGCCCCGAGCGAGGGCAUAUUCAAUAUGUCCUCUGAUGAGGAUGUGUCCACCGGACCAGGUGGCACCAUCUUGAACCCGAACGUCCAAGCUUUGUUCGGGCUUACACGCACCCCAGCACCGGAGACUUCGUCUCCCCUUGUAACGCCAACGCUGUCCCGCGCUGUUCCCUCUACGCAUUUCAGGGAAUCCUCAUCAUCUCCACCGGCAUUCCCGCUCUCGAGGGAAAAACAACUAGAAAGAGAGGCAGCUGAAAAAGCCGCAGGGUAUUUCGCAAGUUCCAUGUUCCAGAACUCGCCAAGUCCGGAGGAACUGCCGGACCCUCUUUUCGUUUGAAGAAUUUUAUUUCGCGAUUAAUUAGAGAGAAGUUUAGAGCUGUUGAAGUUAAUUUUUUUAGAUGUAUUUCUUGUCACUUGUCUCUGCACGCCGUCAUUCUUUUGCCCGCCCGUUCAUUGGCACGACCCAUCCACGCCGACCCUCACCUCCCUACUUGUACCCACUCAUCCAUUAUAUUUCACUGCAUCGAAGCACACCCACCAAGCAUCAAUGUAUCAAUACUAUUCAUCAUCACACGCUUUGAUCAAUAUCGUUAUUCCUU
Molecule: messenger RNA, 1531 nt
Organism: Laccaria bicolor S238N-H82
Lineage: Eukaryota; Fungi; Basidiomycota; Agaricomycetes; Agaricales; Hydnangiaceae
Exons: 3
Coding region: 1-1269 (422 amino acids)
Source: RefSeq, a predicted model, not a curated record